Spodoptera frugiperda (fall armyworm) is the source of this 2078-nucleotide messenger RNA. RefSeq names its product hexosaminidase D-like. Lineage: Eukaryota; Metazoa; Arthropoda; Insecta; Lepidoptera; Noctuidae. The transcript has 4 exons. Gene Ontology annotation, biological process: carbohydrate metabolic process. Bases 428 to 2008 code for a protein of 526 amino acids. Gene Ontology annotation, molecular function: hexosaminidase activity. The record is from RefSeq and is a predicted model, not a curated record.
UAUGGACAACUCGACAGACAAAAAUAUUUUGACGUUUAGAAAGAAUUUAUACUUAUAAUUGACUCUUGAAUUUUAUUUAUAUAUUAUACUUUGUUUACCUAAUAUAUACCUAGCUACUAUUAUUGACUUAAUCGGUGAAAUAACACACCUUUAUGAAGACAUAAACCAGUUUAAUACUCUCACACGAAGAUUGGAAAGCUUCAGUAAUUGUCAAUUUUGCUUACAACAUUUUAAACGGCCGAGCUACAAGACUGUACUAGUAUUUAUAAUCCCUAAGUAUAGAUAAGACGGUCGGCAAACUGUGAAGCCUUACAAACGUAAACCUAUCCAGUUUACGUUACAACAUUGGACGAAGAACUACGGUUUGGGUUGUGACAAACAAAUAAUUAAAACUACGUGUUACAAUAUCACAAUAAUUUUAAUAAAUAUGUUGAAAAUUCGAAAAAUUUCUCUUGUGAAGAAGAUCGCGAUAGUUUUUGUCACAGCAUGUGUUGUUUACAAAAUAAUUAAUUGCAAUUUGUUAUACAAAAGCGGUGAUGUUGUAAAAGUUGAUAUAGACUAUGUUGCCGUGCAUUUUGAUUUGAAAGGAUCUCCGCCGUUAAUAAGUUACAUGAUAACUCUGCUGUCUACCUUUAAGAAGUAUGGCGUGAACUCUAUUUUGAUUGAAUAUGAAGAUAUGUUUCCUUAUGAAGGAAUGCUUGCUAAUUUAAGCUCAGAAAUAGCUUAUACUAAACAUGAGCUCACCGAAUUUCUACUGGAAGCUAAGAAAUUGGACAUCGAAAUAAUACCUUUGGUGCAAACGUUUGGCCACAUGGAGUUUGUGCUGAAAUUAAAGGAAUUCUACCGGAACAGAGAGCUACCCUACGGCCCCGCUGAGUUAUGCCCCAGUCAGCCUAGCAGCUUGAAUUUAAUACGUAAUAUGUUAAGCCAGGUCAUUACCUUCCACAACGCCAUUCAACCGCUAAAACACAUACACAUCGGAUGUGAUGAGGUCUACACAAUAAAUGUUUGUUCUAAAUGCACAGUAAGAAAUUUGAAAUCCCAUGAAAUAUACUACCGUCAUCUGAUAAACGUGAAAGAUAUAGUCCAGGAUAUACGACCGCGAACAAAAGUCCUGUUCUGGUCCGAGAUAUAUUCACAGAAACAUAUCAACCUGAAAUAUGAGCUACAGAGUGUAAAAGACAAAUUGAGUGACUUGCAGCCCGUGGACUGGGAAUAUAAUGAAAAUGUGUACACUGCCCGUUUAUACAAGACUCAUGAAAUUUUUGACAACAUGUGGGUAGCAUCAGCUUUUAAAGGCGCUGAUGGCAUUAUUGCGAAGACACCAGAUAUGAUGAAACGAUACUUAAAUCACAUCCAUUGGCUGAAGCAAGUCCUAAUGUAUAGGCCGCCAAGAUAUGGCGUGAAAAUCAAAGGGAUUAUUUUGACUGGAUGGUCAAGAUACAGCCAUUUUGCUCGCCAGUGUGAACUAUUACCAUUUGCCAUGCCAAGUCUGAUAUUAAAUUUAAUGUUGAUUCAAUUGUUUCGUGAAGGCAUAAACUGGGGUAUUCUAAACAAUCAUACGCAUUGCGAGUUAUAUGACUUAUUGUUAAAGAAAGAUUUCGAAAAAGUUUAUGUUAAUCGAUACAGCAAUUUGGAAUGUUCCUUUCGGAAUGUUACGGUAUAUGAAUUCCGUUUUCCUAAUUAUCAAGGUUGUUUGUCGAAGCUAAACGAUAUUAAAACAGAUUUUGAGGUUAACUCAAUGACAAAUGUUCACGAUUUUUCAAAUACGGUGCAAGAAUGUAAUAAUGAGUUGAGUAAAGGCGUUGUGCUAUCAGACAAGUUAAGACCGGUACUGUCAGAGUUCUAUCGUAAAGAAGUGAUUGAUAAUUAUUUAAAUGAAAAUGUCAAUGUGUACGAUACGCUGGUAGGCGAUGAAAUAAGCGAAUUAAUGCAGAAAGUUGUAGUGUUUUACGCUCUGCCCAAACGGUCUUUUGGUCCGUUGCCGAAUUUAAAAUAUGGAGCGUAAAGAAAGGUUGUGUAUAUGGGAUUGAAACUUAAAAUGUACUGACUGUAAAAAUGUAAAUUGGUCCUCCCCC